Molecule: messenger RNA, 2547 nt
Organism: Meleagris gallopavo (turkey)
Lineage: Eukaryota; Metazoa; Chordata; Aves; Galliformes; Phasianidae
Source: RefSeq, a predicted model, not a curated record
AGGUCCUGACAGGAGUUGCUGGAGAAGAUGCAGAAUGUCAUGCAGCAAAACUAUUAGAAGUAAUUAUUCUUCAGUGUAAAGGGCGUGGAAUUGAUCAGUGCAUACCCUUAUUUGUGGAAGCUGCUUUAGAGAGAUUGACCAGAGAAGUGAAAACAAGUGAACUACGAACAAUGUGCCUCCAGGUUGCCAUAGCUGCUUUGUAUUACAAUCCUCAUCUAUUAUUAAAUACAUUGGAAAAUCUUCGUUUUCCCAAUAAUGUGGAGCCUGUCACUAAUCACUUCAUAACACAAUGGCUUAAUGAUGUGGACUGCUUCUUGGGGCUUCACGACAGAAAAAUGUGUGUGCUUGGCUUGUGUGCUCUCAUUGAUCUGGAGCAAAUACCACAGGUUUUAAAUCAAGUUGCUGGCCAGAUCCUGCCAGCUUUUAUCCUUUUAUUUAAUGGAUUAAAAAGAGCUUAUGCCUGUCAUGCGGAGCAUGAAAAUGACAGUGAUGAUGAUGAUGAAGCUGAAGAAGAUGAGGAAACAGAGGAAUUGGGGAGUGAUGAAGAUGACAUUGAUGAGGAUGGCCAAGAAUAUCUAGAAAUUCUAGCAAAGCAGGCAGGUGAAGAUGGAGAUGACGAAGACUGGGAAGAAGAUGAUGCUGAAGAAACUGCUUUGGAAGGGUAUUCCACAAUUAUUGAUGAUGAAGACAACCCUGUUGAUGAAUAUCAGAUAUUUAAAACAAUUUUUCAGACAAUUCAGAAUCGUAACCCUGUGUGGUACCAAACUUUGACACAGGGCCUUAAUGAAGAACAAAGGAAACAAUUGCAGGACAUAGCAACUCUGGCAGAUCAGAGGCGGGCAGCACAUGAAUCCAAAAUGAUUGAAAAGCAUGGAGGAUACAAAUUCAAUGCUCCGGUCGUGCCAACUUCGUUUAAUUUUGGAGGCCCUGCCCCAGGAAUGAAUUGAGUUAUCACUUUUCCUGCUACUGUGUGAUUGUAGUGAAGAGCUUGUGUUCCUCCCAAUAGUGGUUCCAGAAUUGGUUCAUGUUAUCUACAGCUCACUCUAAACUAAUUGCUAAAUAGAUUGGACAAAAGCCCCAGAUGUGGGACCUGAUCAUGCAGUCUAAUACUGGAAAGCAAACUAGAGGGUUUUUUUGAAGAUAGGAAGAAUCUGAAUUUAAAGCUUCAAAUGACACACUUUGGAAAUCGGAAAUCAAGAGGGAUGUCAUGAAGGCAGCUUUUCUUUUUCUGAGGAAAAAAAAUAGGCAUGGGCUGCAGGACUAUUUAAAAUCUCAUUUACAGUACAAGUUAGGAGGCAGACUUAAUUUUUACACCUGUGGCAGUAUGAGUAUUUGCCCAACUUCCCUUUUCUCCCUUCCUUAUUUGGGUGUCUAUUCUUUCAGUGUAAAUAAGGUAAUCAGAUAGCCUUACUUAAUCUUCAUCGUUUCCAUUUAUCAAGAUUGUUCAUAUGUAGAAUAUUGGACACUUAAUGUAGCACUACAUAACUGAUAAAUCUGUAAAUGAAUUAGCACUUUCAUAUUGAAACAAGCCUGCUAGCCUAUGUACAAAAAUAGCAAAAUGUUUGCUGUUUAUAAAAAAAUAAAAAUAAAAAAUAAGGGAUGUAUUGGGGAAAAUAAUUUCAAGUUAUUAAUUUAAAAUGAACUAGCAGUUUUGUACCUGGUGACUUUGUGGUGCAGUCACCUCUGGCUGUGACUUGAAUUCGGUUCUGUAAAAAAGGGGUUAGUGAUAUUUCAUUGCUGCUAAAAAGAAAAAAUAGCAACACCCUCUGUGUCCUUUGUUUUUCUUAAAGAUCUCACUGUACGAGUUACAAUUUGGAUACAAAUGUUCAUUGUAAGCACUGAGAAAGUGAUCUUUUCUGAAGCAUGUAAAUUAGAUGUGAAGUUCUGCUCUUAAAUGAGUUGAUUGAAGUGUGUGGAUGAAACAUCUAUAUAUGCAAUCUAUUAAAAAAAUAAUAAUUUGGCUAACCUGGGCUUUGAUCUAUGAAUGCAACUUUUCCCAUAAUUUUGCAAAACCUUUUUUUCCCCCCCACCAUGGCAGUGCAAGUGCACUCCCAGUGUUAACAUACGAUUGUCUGCCUGAUCCAGACAGUGUAUUUGAAGUUUUGCCAAUCUUCCAUUUUUGAAGCCACAAUUUUCUUCUUUCAAAGUUGCUAUAGUAACUAGUAUUUUAGCUAGAGAGGCGAAAUACAGUUCCCUCUGGGACCACUAUGAAAACCACUGUAUGAAGAAGCCAGCAGGGAGAUGCUGUGAAUGGGUUGGCUCAUAUGCCCCCCCUUUCUUUUCUUAAAGCAUAAAUCCAUAGGUUUUUGAUCUUGCCUUGAGAUCAUUGGUGUCAGGUCUUUUAAAUCAAAUGUUUUUUUUUUUCUUUGGUCUGUUUUUAUAUAAAAAUGUCACCUGCUGUUACAAUUGAUAUUAAAUGAGCUACCUUAAUUUAAUGUAAGCCUCCAAAAUUUAAAUACAGGUUAAAAAUAAACUGAGUUUAUAUCUGUAAAAAUGAAAUGCACAUAUAUAUAUUAUGAUACUCAAAAUGCAGUCUUCAGAAAAUUG